ACUUUUUUUCAUUCUUUAUAUAACAGAAAAAAGAUAUAAAAAUAUUGGUGAGUUCAAUAUUAAAUAACAAUUAUUUUUUUUAAUUAAAAUCAAGUAUUUAUUUCUGCGCUUAAAUAUAUAUAUUUCAUUAUGAAAUAGAGCAUUCAAGAAAGAAGUUCGACCGAAAGAAAAUAACUUCCUACUAUUCAAUUUCUUACUGCAAUGCGAUCAUGUUAAUGCAUUUACAAUUUUUAAUUCUAAUUCUGAUAACUUUUUUAAAACUUCGAUACAGUGACUCUUUAAAAUAGUGUAAUAGAAUCUGAAUUUGGAUAUAUUCAAAUACCAACAAAAAGUAUUUAACGUAGUGGAAUGUUUACUGAAGAAGCAAAAUCGAGUGACAUUACAAAUGCAAAACAUUUAUUUUCCACGUCUAUCAUCGUGCUGCUGCAGGAAUUAUUUGUGAUAUUAUAUUUUUCCCAUUGGAUACUCUGAAAACACGUUUACAGAGUCAACAUGGAUUCUUGAAAUCCGGUGGUUACAAACAAUUGUAUCAUGGUAUAGGACCUGUAAUGAUGGGUUCUGCUCCAGCAGCUGCUUUAUUUUUUAUCACUUAUGAGGGAUUAAAAGAAUUUUUACAACCACAAAUAUUACCUCAAUAUCAUGCAUUUAUACAUAUGGGUGCUGCAUCACUGGGUGAAAUGGUUGCUUGUUUAAUACGAGUACCAGUGGAAGUACUUAAACAAAGAAGACAAGCACUUUUAGCUGAUGUGGCUCGUUUAAAAUUACGAACAUUAUUUCGUGGAUAUGGCAGCACUGUUCUUCGAGAUAUGCCAUUUGGAUGCAUUCAAAUGCCAUUAUGGGAAUAUUUUAAAGUAUGUUGGAAACAGCAUGUACACCAUGAAUGUACACCAUUAGAAGGAGCUUAUUGUGGUGCAGCAUCUGUGGCAGUCUCUGCAGCUAUUACAACUCCAUUGGACGUUGCAAAAACUAGAAUAAUGUUGUCUUCGACUACAGCAGACAAAAAAGAAGUUAAAAUAUCCACAAUGUUAAAGGAAGUUUAUCGAGAUAAUGGACCUAAAGGGUAUGGACAAAUUGCAUCUUUCUAUUACUUGGUCUUAGAUUAUUCGCAGGCUUUCUUCCAAGGGUGGGUGGCUUUACUAUUAGUGGUUUUGUAUUUUUUGGUAUCUAUGAACAAUCCAGAGAGAUUUGUGCUUCAAUUUUCCCAUAUACAUCAAACCAAAAAAAUAAAACAUAGUAAAAAUAGUAACAAGAAACAAAAAUAUCUUUGCUCACUAUUCGAAGUUUCAAAUUCACAUUUUCUCAAAUAUUUUAUCAUGUUUAUUCAUUAAAAAAUAAUGAGUAAACUUUGCACUUUAUAUAUAACAAUACUUUUGUUUAUAAUAAACGACAGUAUUGAUUUUCUGAAAGGUGAUAAACCAUAAUUAAAUUAUCUGAAAGUCUUCACAGUUUCUGCUUAAAUAUGGCACCAUUAUAGUAGUGAAUAAUUAACUUAUAUAUUUAAAACUUUCAGAAUAACAUUCUUUUCUGAAAUUUAUAAAAAAAUAAAAUUUAUAAGAUAUAAUUAAUACUUAAAUUAAAACGAAAUGUACAUUAAUUUGUAAUAUAUAAAUGCAAAUAAUUGUAUUCAUAAUUACUGUUAAGAUGCACAUGCAUCUUGUCAGAAAAAUAUUACAAAUUAUAGAGAAUACUUUAGCAGUGAUUGCUUUAAUCUUUCCAUUAAGAUAAUAAUUAAGAAGGCACAAAUUUUUUCUAAUACUAAUUACUUGUUUAUCAUAUAAUUGUACUUAUAUGUCAUAUAAGAAUAAUUUAUUGUAUGUUAAAGCUUUGCUUUCAAACAUUAAUAUGUAGUAUUUAUAUAAUUUACAUUAUCUCCUUUGAAUAUUACAUGAAGAACAAAAGCAUUUAAAAUUUCAAUAUUCUUUUUGUUUUUUAUGGCCUAACAGCAAUGCGAUGUUUUGGGCAUACUUGUUAAAGUAACUGUUUCUUCUAUUUUUUGUAAGUUCUCUGGCACAGAUAAGAAAUCAUUAGCAAUUUCUGUAAAUAAUUCCACUGCAAGAAAUAAAUCAUUAAGUUCUUCUUCAAAGAA
Molecule: messenger RNA, 2086 nt
Organism: Vespula pensylvanica (western yellowjacket)
Lineage: Eukaryota; Metazoa; Arthropoda; Insecta; Hymenoptera; Vespidae
Product: S-adenosylmethionine mitochondrial carrier protein-like
Exons: 6
Coding region: 549-1328 (259 amino acids)
Cellular component (GO): mitochondrial inner membrane
Molecular function (GO): S-adenosyl-L-methionine transmembrane transporter activity
Source: RefSeq, a predicted model, not a curated record